Chara braunii is the source of this 1525-nucleotide messenger RNA. NCBI's taxonomy places the organism in Eukaryota, Viridiplantae, Streptophyta, Charophyceae, Charales, Characeae. The record is from the annotation of a GenBank genome assembly.
CCCAUUCCUAUGUUGCGACGAUCGAGAAAAUGCCCUCGGCCGACCUACCUCUACAAAGACAUGUAAAAGCCUUCGCAUGUAGAUCGGUAGCUCAGCAGGGAUACGCCUACCUAAGGGUGGUGACAACCUCUUGGGUAAAGAUUGGGGGUGAGUGGAACAACAAGGCACAUUUUGACUUGUGGGGGGCCCCUAGGGGAACUGAUGGAGUUUCAAAAGCAGCCCGCGAGGGUUGCGACAGAGAAUGUGUGCACGCCCGAGAAAGCUAUGAAGAAGCGGAAGGAUGAGCACAUGUGGGAACAACCGGCGGUGGACGAUGUGAAGAGGCUUGACCCUGCGACCUGGUGGGCAGCACAUGGCGGGGAUGUCCCAACCCUUCAUGCAAUUGCAAUCAAGAUCAUGGGGAUGUGGAGCAUUGCGACCCCCGCUGAGCGCAACUGGGCAUCCAUGGACUUCAUCCACACGAAGAGAAGACACAGUCUGUCCCCCGCAUCCCUCGAGAAGCUCGUCUACAUACAUUGGAACAUGCAGUUGCUGCGAGCUCGACACCACAAGGACAACUGGUUCGUUGAUGUCUGGGGUUCGUUUUUCGAGCCAAUCAUGGAGCCACAACAGAAUGACGGGUCGACGUUGGUGACCGAUACUGAGGAUGCUGCUGAGAAACAGGAUGAGGAGAUGAGGCAAAGGAACAUGGCGAAGGCUCCAAGAAACAGGAUCCCCAAAAACCUUCUCGAUUCCGACACUAGUGAUAGCAGCGACCUCGAGGAUAUGGUGUGGAAGUUGAAGUGCCGGAACGAGUCAUCAUCGGAGGACUGCAGUGAGGAUGAGGACUCCGAUUUCGAGCUCGGUGCGGUGCCUGCAGUCCCGGCGACCACGUAUGUUGGUAGGCGAACUUGGCGACAAGAUAGGGAUCUCGAGGUUGAGUCUACACCAGUCGUCGAUACAGUGGACACGGACGUAGAGUUUUUGCUGCACCGCCACGAUGACCCGGAUGAGGAAGAGGCCACCCGCGCAAAGGAGAUGGCGGACAAGGAUCGUGAACUCAUGGAUAGGCGGGUCGCUAAGGAGGAGCCCCGUCGUGCAGCGAUCGUUACCCGCAGGGAGAGGGAGAGGCGUGCUGCACAACAGGAAAAGCACGGGGGCGAGGCCUUGAAGGAAAUGGAAGGGGAUGUCCAGCCUGCCAUAGAGAAGGGCGAGCAGCAGCAAGGGGAGCCCGCAGACGCAGCGGGAGAGCAACAAGCAGCAGUUGUCGUGUACAUGUGCAGGCCCCGCCCAUGUGUGGAGCAAGAAGUGGGAGCGGAGGGAGAGACCACCGACCAGGAGAGAAGGUUAACAAAAGUUGUAUUUUUCAUCACCACUUCAGGACAUCCUUCACCACUUCAAGAUGCAACCUGCCUAAACAGGUGGUUUUCAGGUCUUCAGACCUUUCACCACUUCAGGACCAUUGAGGUAUGAAAAUCCUGAAUGGUCCUGAAGUGGUGAAAACUCCGAAGACCCUGAAAACCACAUGUUAAGGCAAGCUGCAUCC